UACAUAUCUCUCUCUAAACCGGAUACCACAUCUGUCUCUAUCUCUCUCCUAAAACCACAGUGUGUGAGUGUGACCUGGAAUGGAAUUCGAAAUCGCUGGCAAAAAACUGCUUUGAGAGCCUUCCCAUUUCAAAAAACAUCCAAAAAUAAAAACAAAAUUCGUAUAAUUUCUUCGAUUUUCAGUUUCUGUUCCGAAUCCGGAAGUCGCAGUCACAGUCCUAGGGUUCCGAUUCAUCUCUUGGUAGUGUUCUCUCUCUCUCUCUCUCUCUAGGAUCUCUCAGAUCGUUCAAAGCCGUUCACAAAUCUCUUCGUUGUCUUCUAUUCAAUGGUGUUUGGAUCAUUGUAAGCUUUCAUAGUGUGUGAUGGAUACUGAAAACAAUGUAGCAGUUUCUGGCCAUGAAAAUGGAGUUCAUGAACAACUUUCCGUUGGUUUGGAGAAAUUAAAUGGAACCCCUAAUGGUGGUGCAGAGAUUGAUGGGUUGACAUUGAACUUUGAAAGUGUUGUGAAUUUGAAUGACAAAGGAGCCAUUGACUUAUCUGCUCAAGAAGUCACAGAGGAAUCAAUAGUUCGUGUAGAAAGCAAUGGCGCAACUGUUUCUAAGGAACUCAAAGUGGGAGAAAUAGAUCAUUCAAAGCAUGUUAAACCACAAAAGGGUAAAAGCAAGGCUAAGAAUGGGAAGCCUUUGAGCCCUAAACAUGCUGCACCAAUGUUGGUGAAGAAGAGCAAAGACGGAAAAGAAGUGCAAACAUAUUCCUCUGGUUCCAAUGGUUCUGUUGCCUCUGAUUCACAUCCAAAACAGCCUUUAGCCCUUAAAGCAAAGAGUAGGUCAUUUAUUGACCGGCAGGCUGCUGACAGAUAUUCUAAAACAAUGCCUGCUCUAAUUAGUGGUCAUCCAUCUAAGCAAUCUGGGAAGUCUGAUGCAGCUUCGUCUGCUGCAAAUGUGAUACUGUCUGAUGGCCUUAAGGAGAAGACAAAAAUGCAGACGUUGAAAAAGGUUUCCUCAGAUAAAGCCGAAGGAAGCACACAGUCUUCUUUAAGCCCUACAACAGAAGAUGCUAAACUCCAGAAAGUGGGUGCUCUUCCACAUUACAAUUUUAGUUUUAAGUGUGAUGAAAGAGCUGAGAAAAGAAAAGAGUUUUACUCCAAGCUUGAGGAAAAGAUUCAUGCAAAGGAAGCGGAGAUAAAUAAUUUGCAAGCCAAAACCAAGGAAAGUCAGGAAGCUGAGAUCAAAAUGUUAAGGAAGAGCUUGACAUUUAAGGCUACACCAAUGCCCAGCUUCUAUCAGGAACCUCCUCCUCCUAAGGCAGAGUUAAAAAAGAUACCACCAACAAGAGCCAAAUCUCCUAAGCUUGGUCGAAAGAAGAGCUCACCUCCUAGAGACUCUGAAGGAAACAGUAGCCGCAGCUGUCGACCAGGUCGGUUAAGUUUGAAUGAGAAUGUGUCCCAAAACAACACUGCCAAAGGAAUUUCUCCAGUCCAUGUUAAGAAGCCUCUACGGAAGUCCCUUCCGAAGCUGCCAUCUGAAAAAACGAACUUGUCCAUUGAAAAAAAUGAAGCUGCAUCUCAGAAAAUUACCUUAUCAAAUGCAACGAACAAAGAUGCAUCUCAACAAACAACCUUAUCUAACGAGAUCAAUGAAUCUGCAUCUCAUAUCCAAGAGGGAGGUUGCUCCAGCCGUUGAGUCAUGUGAAACUCAGCCUAGUAUGGCGGAUGUCCAUUUGGAGCAGUAAAACAGAACAAGUGUGGAACAAGAUGUAUGUUUAUUCUGCCCUCAAUCCAUUUUGGCAUAAAAUAUCAGAAGAGGAAUGACUAAUGUUUGAAUUACAUCAUUGGGCAACGGAGACCUGAAGAUUAUUUGUAUUAAGGGUUGUUCUAUAUGUGUCCAUAGUUGGCAGCAAUGUUUGGCCGUUUAUGAAGGUUGCUGGUAUGCGCUUGGCUAUUGCAGCAUUGUUUGUUUACUGUAUCCUUAACUUAUGUUAAAUAUGCUUUAUAGCUGCCUGGAUAUCGACAAGUUUUGAGAAAGUUUUGGAGAAAAUCUGUCUUUAGUUGGUUCAUGAAACUAAGAACUGGCUGUUUAGAUUUUAGUUCGACAAACAUUUUGGGCUUGUAUUUGCUAUUAAGACUGUUGAUGAACAAAUUGGUAUUGAUUGUUAAAUCUAAGGUUAAACUUACUGUUGAAUUUGCUUGGGUGGUCAUAUUUUGGGUUCUGUAGUAGAUGCUCUUCCUGUAAUGGCUGUAUAUAAAUUUUCAAGCAUUAGGUGUU
Molecule: messenger RNA, 2263 nt
Organism: Ilex paraguariensis (yerba mate)
Lineage: Eukaryota; Viridiplantae; Streptophyta; Magnoliopsida; Aquifoliales; Aquifoliaceae
Source: the annotation of a GenBank genome assembly